Paramecium sonneborni is the source of this 486-nucleotide messenger RNA. The record is from the annotation of a GenBank genome assembly. NCBI's taxonomy places the organism in Eukaryota, Ciliophora, Oligohymenophorea, Peniculida, Parameciidae.
UAUUCAAAUGAGCAAAACCUCCUUUGGUGAAUUGCUUUAAUCUGAUCAGAGCCAAGAGAGUUAAUCAGAAUCAUCAGAGUUUAAAGUUGAUUUACGUAAACAAAGAGGUAGUUAAACAGCCAAUGCUGACGCUAAACGUUACCAUAAAAUUCCAUUAAAAACACAAAUUUUAUUGUUUUAGAUGGUCUUUUCUUAAGGAAAACGAAUAAAACAGGUAAUAACCAAAUAUUCUAUAUUUAGGUUGCGAAAUCAUUAGGAAUGAAUUACUCAAGUGCAAAGUCUUUGAUCCAUUAUUACAAAAAUGCUAAAAGACCUAUACCUACUGCUAUAUCUAGCAUAAUAAAUUUAAAUAAAACAUGUGGUUUCAAGAAAUUGAGAAAAGGUAAUGAUAAUUUUUUCGUUGACAUAUAAUUAAAAAAAAAAAGUAUUAGAAAAUACAAUUAUCAUCAACGAUUAAAGGAAGAACAAAGCAAAUGUACCAAAUGA